CAUAUCUACAACCAUUCAACAAGUCAAAAAAAAUUAUAUUUUCUACAAGGUCAGAGUCUUUUCUGAUUUUUCUUCUCAAAUUCUCAGAGCAAAACUCAUUGUUUUUGCAACCAAAAACUAGGACAAACAUGAGUAGUAAUCCACAGCACAAGCUCCACGUUAUGUUCUUCCCUUUCAUGGCUUAUGGCCACAUGAUACCAACUCUAGACAUGGCUAAGCUUCUCUCUAGCAGAGGAGCCAAGUCCACUAUCAUCACCACACCUCUCAACUCCAAGAUCCUCCAGAAACCCAUCGACGUAUUCAAGAACCUGAAUCCCAAUCUUGAUAUUGAUAUCGAGAUCUUCGAUUUCCCAUGCGUGGAGCUAGGGUUACCAGCAGGAUGCGAGAACGUAGAUUUCUUCACCUCAGACACCAAUGCCGACCGUAACGACAUGGCCUUUAAAUUCUUUCUGUCGACAAGCUUUUUCAAAGAUCAGCUCGAGGUUCUCCUCAAGAAGACAAGACCUGACUGUCUUAUCGCCGACAUGUUCUUCCCAUGGGCUACUGAAGCUGCUGAGAAGUCUCAUGUGCCAAGACUUGUGUUUCACGGCACUGGCUACUUCUCUUUAUGCGCUGGUUACUGCAUCAAAGUGCAUAAACCACAGAACAAAGUAGGUUUAAGUUGUGAGCCUUUUGUGAUUCCAGAGCUCCCCGGGGACAUAGUGAUAACUAAAGAGCAGAUCAUAGACGGAGACAGCGAAUCCGAUAUGGGGAAGUUCAUGAUUGAUGUGAGAGAAUCAGAGAUGAAGAGCUCAGGUGUUGUUGUGAACAGCUUCUACGAGCUUGAACCUGAUUACGCAGACUUUUACAAGAGAUUUGUAGCCAAGAGAGCGUGGCAUAUCGGUCCACUCUCUGUUAUAAACAGAGGAUUUGAGGAGAAGGCUGAGAGAGGAAAGAAAGCGAGCAUUGAUGAAGCUGAGUGCCUCAAGUGGCUAGACUCCAAGAAACAAGAUUCAGUCAUUUACAUUUCAUUUGGGAGCGUUGCUUGUUUCAAGAACGAGCAGCUGAGAGAGAUCGCUCUAGGUUUAGAAGCUUCUGGCACAAGUUUCAUAUGGGUUGUGAGAACAAACACAGGUGAGAAAGAAGAAUGGUUACCAGAAGGGUUUGAAGAGAGGGUCAAAGAGAGAGGGAUGAUAAUAAGAGGAUGGGCACCACAAGUACUGAUACUUGAGCACCAAGCAACCGGUGGGUUUGUGACUCACUGUGGCUGGAACUCGCUUCUUGAAGGAGUGGCUGCAGGGCUACCGAUGGUGACAUGGCCUAUUGGAGCAGAGCAAUUCUACAACGAGAAGUUGGUUACACAAGUGCUUAGAACUGGAGUGAGCGUGGGAGCUACAAAGCAUGUGAAAGCUAUGGAAGAUGAUAUCAUAAGUAGAGAGAAAGUGGAGACGGCGGUGAGAGAAGUUUUGGUUGGGGAAGAGGCGGAGGAGAGGCGUACACGGGCAAAGAAACUGGCGGAGAUGGCUAAAGCUGCGGUGGAAGAAGGAGGGUCUUCUUUUAACGAUCUAAACAGCUUGAUGGAAGAGUUUAUUAGCUCAUGAUGAUCCUUCGUAUAGAGAGUUUUGGUUACAGACGAAAUCUAAUGUAUUAUUUAAGGAAUAAAGGUUAAUGAAUCAUUCAUUUUCACAUGAAUGAGCUAGCA
Messenger RNA from Raphanus sativus (radish), 1681 nucleotides. RefSeq names its product UDP-glucosyl transferase 73B2. The transcript has a single exon. Gene Ontology annotation, molecular function: UDP-glycosyltransferase activity. The record is from RefSeq and is a predicted model, not a curated record. Lineage: Eukaryota; Viridiplantae; Streptophyta; Magnoliopsida; Brassicales; Brassicaceae. The coding region runs from base 129 to 1580 and encodes 483 amino acids.